This is a messenger RNA of Impatiens glandulifera, 1972 nucleotides long. Its product is annotated as protein SUPPRESSOR OF K(+) TRANSPORT GROWTH DEFECT 1-like. The record is from RefSeq and is a predicted model, not a curated record. Lineage: Eukaryota; Viridiplantae; Streptophyta; Magnoliopsida; Ericales; Balsaminaceae. The transcript is spliced from 8 exons. Gene Ontology annotation, molecular function: ATP hydrolysis activity; ATP binding. Gene Ontology annotation, biological process: vacuole organization; endosomal transport. Bases 360 to 1670 code for a protein of 436 amino acids.
AUACUACCGGGCCAAUUGGAAACUUCCGUCGACCCGAGGUUCCUGCCCGGACUAAUCCAUCUUUCUCUCUCUCUCUCUACAUCUCUACGGCUGCUGCGUUUUCGUGGAAUCCCCAAUCUCCAGUCAAUUCCCUUCAACGCCUUUCCCAUUCCAUAAUCGUCCACGUUUAGAAUAUCAAAAUCCCCUUUUCCUUUCAUCCAUAACCAUGGAUUCAUAAUACCGAUCGUUACCCUUUCUUUUUAAUUUCUCCGAUCAGCAGACGCCAAUCGUCAACUAGGGCUUUCCAGAUUAUCAUUUAAUUCUUAUUAGCUUUUCAGGGUUUCGAUCUGUCAAGUAUUUGCUUCGCGUAUGUGCGAAAGAUGUACAGCAAUUUCAAGGAACAAGCGAUCGAUUAUGUAAGGCAAGCGGUUCAAGAAGAUAAUGCUGGGAAUUACGCAAAGGCUUUCCCUUUGUAUAUGAACGCUUUGGAGUACUUCAAAACCCAUCUCAAGUACGAGAAGAACCCUAAGAUUAAGGAAGCUAUUACCCAGAAAUUCACCGAGUAUCUCCGUCGGGCUGAGGAGAUUAGGGCUGUUCUUGAUGAUGGUGGGUCUGGUCCUGCUGCUAGUGGCGAUGCAACUGUGGCCACGAAACCCAAGUCAAAGACAAAGAAGGAUGGGGGAGAGGGCGGGGGAGAUGGAGAGGAUCCAGAGCAAUCCAAACUGAGAGCUGGGUUGAAUUCAGCCAUAGUCAGGGAGAAGCCUAAUGUUAAGUGGAACGAUGUUGCAGGGCUUGAAAGCGCUAAACAGGCAUUACAGGAAGCAGUUAUAUUGCCUGUCAAGUUCCCCCAGUUCUUUGUUGGCAAAAGAAGGCCAUGGAGGGCUUUCCUUUUAUAUGGUCCACCUGGAACAGGUAAGUCAUAUUUAGCCAAAGCUGUUGCAACUGAAGCAGAUUCUACUUUUUUCAGUGUGUCAUCUUCGGAUCUAGUUUCAAAGUGGAUGGGUGAAAGUGAAAAGCUAGUUUCUAACCUUUUCCAAAUGGCUCGUGAAAGUGCACCAUCAAUAAUCUUCAUUGAUGAAAUAGAUUCCCUAAGUGGUCAGCGUGGUGAAGGGAAUGAGAGCGAGGCUUCUAGGCGUAUUAAGACAGAGAUUCUUGUGCAGAUGCAGGGUGUGGGGCAUAAUGAUGACAAAGUGUUAGUACUUGCAGCCACUAAUACUCCAUAUUCCUUAGACCAGGCCAUCCGAAGGCGGUUUGACAAGCGUAUAUACAUUCCCCUACCAGAUAUGAAGGCGCGACAACAUAUGUUCAAAGUGCAUUUAGGCGAUACUCCUCACAACCUGACUGAAAGUGAUUACGAGAGUUUGGCUCGUAAAACUGAAGGGUUUUCUGGUUCCGAUAUUGCUGUUUGUGUGAAAGAUGUACUGUUUGAGCCAGUUCGUAAAACUCAGGAUGCAAUGUAUUUCUUCGAGACUCGUGAUGGCAGUUUGAUUCCUUGCGGCCCAAAGCAACCAGGGGCUAUACAAACAACCAUGCAAGAUCUUGCUGCCAAAGGACUUGGUUCCAAGAUUACCCCACCUCCAAUUACGAAAUCAGACUUUGACAAAGUUCUCACAAGACAGAAACCAACUGUGAGCAAAUCAGACCUUGAAGUGCACCAAAGAUUUACAAGAGAAUUUGGAGAGGAAGGUUGAAAUCGCGUUAUCUCUAUGUACUACUACUUCUACUACUGGCUUUGUAGUAAGAAUUUGGAUGGAUCUGAGUACACUGACUUAUUGAAUUUGAUGUUGUUAGAUUGAUUUCAUGAAAAACAGUAGGAGGAGCCCUUCUCCUUUCUCUAUUAUCUGGUACUGAGUACUGACCACUACAAUGAAUAUGUGAUUUAUUUGAAAUUAUUGAAUAUGCUUUUGCUUGUUGGGAAGAAAGGGACAGAUAUCAACUCUCCUUUUUAGCACAUGGAAAUGCAUAUGCAAAGUUUCUCACUUUUUUGCAUCCA